AUGGAGUCUUCUGCAGACAAUGCCGCGCGGAGUGGUCCAGUUUCCGUUUCGGUUGCGCUGCCAUCGGACUGGACUGUGAACGAAAGGCAAAUGUGUGAUCUUGAAAUGAUCAUAAGCGGCGCCUUUGCUCCGCUUGAGGGAUUUAUGGGCAUUUCUGACUAUCAAAGCGUGUUGAAUUCGAUGACUUUGUGCAACGGCGAAGUGUUUCCGCUUCCCGUGGUGCUGGCGAUUCCGAAGUCUUGCUGCGGCGACAACGCGGCGACGAACGUGUACUGGAUGAGUUCUGCCUCCUCCGUGAGCACGAACCAAGGCCGCAUGCUUCUGCGGGACUCGGUGGGAACAGUGAUUGCGGAGCUGGGCGUGGAGAGCGUUUACCUGCCGGACCUGGAGGAGGAAAUGGAGAAGGUGUUGGGCACGACGGACGCGAACCACCCGUACGUGAAGUACCUGCGGGAGAACCACUCGGAGUGCUACUACGUGGGCGGGAAGAUCCGCGCGGUGAACGCCAUUGCGCACUUCAACUUCGAGAACUACCGCAUGUCUCCGGCGCUGUGCAAGGAGAAGAUCCGCGAGCGGGGCUUCGAGGUGGUGGUGGGUUUCCAGACGCGCAACCCGCUGCACCGCAGCCACUACGAGCUGGUGAAGCGCGCGCUGCAGCACGCUGCUGCUGCUGCCAAGAAGCGGCCCAUGCUGCUGCUCACUCCCGUCGUGGGCCCCACGCAGCCCGGCGACGUUCCUUACUACUUGCGCGCCCGCUGCUACGAGCACGUCAUCCGCCACUUCGAACAAGACCCUUCUUGCCAGUUUCCGCACCUCUGCCCCACCUCCGCCAGCACUCCUGCGCGCAGCCCGCGCGGGCACCAGCAGCAGCAGCAGCAGCAGCAGCAGCAGGAGCAGCAGGGGCCCAGCAGCAGCAGCAGCAACGCCAUGCUGGUGCUGAUUCCCCUCGCAAUGCGCAUGGCCGGGCCCCGCGAGUGCGUCUUGCAUGCGCGCAUCCGCAAGAACUACGGCUGCACCCACUUCAUCGUUGGCCGCGACCACGCGGGGCCUUCUGCGCGCCGCCAGGACGGCACUCCGUUCUACGGGCCCUACGACGCGCACAAGCUGCUGGGCUCCGUGGCCGCGCAGCUGGGGAUAAAUCCGAUCUUUGGCGAAGAAAUGGUUUACGUGGGGGAGCAGCACGGGGGGUACGUUCCUGCGGGGCGGCUGGCGGAGAUGCAGCAGCAGCAGCAGCAGCAGGAGCUGCAGGUGCACUCCAUUUCGGGCACGGAGUUCCGCAGACGCCUCACCGCUCGCCUCCCCAUCCCCGAGUGGUUCUCCUUUCCCAAAGUCAUUGAAGAGCUGCAGCAGUUUUACAAACAAAACCACGAGCGCGGCCUUUGCGUCUACUUCACGGGCCUGCCUUGCUCCGGAAAAAGCACUCUUGCAAAUGCUUUGGAGGCUGCGAUCCUCGAAAACCGCAGCGAAAGGCGCAACGUGACUUUGCUCGACGCCGACGUGGUCCGGCAGCACUUGUCGAAGGGGCUCGGAUUCAGCCGGGAAGACCGCAGGAAAUUUCCCGCGCUCGGCUCGGGCGCGCCCACUCGCGCUCGGGUGUACGUACACCUGCGCUGCAGCACGAACGUGCGGCGCAUUGGAUACAUCGCCAGUGAAAUUACGAAGCACGGCGGCAUUUGCAUAGUGGCGAACAUUGCGCCUUACACUUGCGACCGCGAGUUCAACAGAAAGCUGAUCGAAAAGGAAGGCGGCGUGUACGUCGAGGUCUACGUCUGCACGCCCCUCUCCGUCUGCGAAGAACGCGACAUAAAGCACUUGUACAAAAAAGCCCGACAGGGAAUCAUUAAGCAGUUCACUGGCGUUUCGGACCCUUACGAGGCGCCGCAGAAGCCCGAGUUGACGAUCGACUCCAGCUCCGACAUCAAGGACAAAGUUGCACAAGUCCACCAGUACCUCAGGGACCAGGGGUACGUCUUGGAGGCACCCCCCCUCAGCAAGUGCUGCUAA
Messenger RNA from Eimeria tenella, 2004 nucleotides. Its product is annotated as sulfate adenylyltransferas-adenylylsulfate kinase, putative. NCBI's taxonomy places the organism in Eukaryota, Apicomplexa, Conoidasida, Eucoccidiorida, Eimeriidae. The transcript is spliced from 7 exons. Bases 1 to 2004 code for a protein of 667 amino acids. Gene Ontology annotation, molecular function: ATP binding; sulfate adenylyltransferase (ATP) activity; adenylylsulfate kinase activity. The record is from RefSeq and is a predicted model, not a curated record. Gene Ontology annotation, cellular component: cytoplasm.